Physcomitrium patens is the source of this 1506-nucleotide messenger RNA. RefSeq names its product rhomboid-like protein 19. NCBI's taxonomy places the organism in Eukaryota, Viridiplantae, Streptophyta, Bryopsida, Funariales, Funariaceae. Gene Ontology annotation, biological process: retrograde vesicle-mediated transport, Golgi to endoplasmic reticulum. The record is from RefSeq and is a predicted model, not a curated record. Gene Ontology annotation, cellular component: Golgi apparatus; membrane.
GAGGUAAACAACUGUAGCCAUUCGUUCAAAAAAAACAUGGGAUCUUAGCCGUGGAAUAUCAAAGAAGAGAUCUCUGCAGAAAAGUAUUUUUCUCUUUUCGCAAGGGAUGGAGAAGUGUGUAAUCGAAGGGUCCUUGACUUAGCUUCCGGCAGAUCUUCCAAUCCAACUUCUUCUUCUGGCAGUCUCCUACAGCGGAUCGGAUCGGCACAAUGAGCACUCCUGCUGCAAUCCCAGGGACUGGUGGCCUUUUCUCAGGCUUUACCCGACUUUCAAAAGGACUUGCUGUGGUUCUUGUUACGGGCUACCUUGCCAAUGUCCUCUUACCUCAUACGAUUUCAGAUACUUUCUCCUUGAUACCUGGAAAAUUUAUCCCAUUUGUUUGGAAUAUUAUCACAGCAGGCUAUCUUGAGACAACUAUUUUUGGUUUGGGAGCGAGCGUUCUUGCUCUGCUUCUUGCCGGAAAGCAUUUGGAGCCUUUCUGGGGUUCAAGGGAGUUCAUCAAGUUCAUAGUCUUUGUCAAUCUCUUCACUUGUGCAAGUACCUUUGCCCUUGCUAUUUUUCUUUAUUUCACUACAAGACGAGGAGAUUAUCUAUAUGCGCCAAUAUCAGGGUUCCAUGGAGUGUUGGCUGGGUUUCUGGUUGCAGUGAAGCAGAUCAGUCCAGAACAAGAAAUACCGGCCCUUAAACUGCGUGCAAAGUGGUCUCCUUCUCUAUUCGUUAUCUUUUCGAUCGUUAGCAGCUUUCUCUCGGCGGAGCCAAUUCAAUUCGUACCUUUCAUUGUGUUUGGAACUUACGGAGCCUGGAUAUAUCUUCGUUACUUCCAGAGGAAGCCUGAGGCUGGACUCAAAGGCGACUCGAGUGCUGAAUUUUCCUUCGCAACUUUCUUCCCAUCACCCGUACAGCCCUUCGUCGAUACAAUUGCAAAAAUCUGCGAGAGAAUUUUCUGCCGGCAGAGAAUUCAAACAUCUAAUGAAGGACCAAGCGUUGAACUCGGGAAACCUCUUCCAGGUUCAGAUUCUUUUGAGGCUAGCAGGCGAAGGGAGCGAGGUGCUCGUGCACUUGAAGAAAGAUUAGGUACCAACGCAAUGGCAGAAGGCCUACCAGCAGAGGGUCUCGAAUCUAAAGGGAGCCAAGCUAUUGUCUGAACCAGAGCUUUCGCUUCUCUUCUUUCCUUUUCAUUUUUCAUGUUUUUUUUUGUACAUGACCAAAAUAAUCAAUCCUUAAUCGACGAUCGACUACUCUUCCCCUAUUUAGCCGCACUUUCCCUCCACGGAGGAAACUUCUCCCUUGUUGAGCGCCUAGAUCCUCUCCUGGAGUGGAAGUGUUGUAGCAUCAUGCAAGGUAACCUGGAGCAAUUGUGAGUAAUGUCGAUAAUUGUAGGACUAAGGAGGUGUGUUGAGUCCAAAGGCAUGGUGCAUUAUGCAUUAUGCUGAAGAGUUGUGAAAUAGAACGGCCUACACUUGGUUUUGAGUACUUUGAAUGCAAAGUUUCUUUAAUUUUAUUUUC